AAAUUGGAGCGACCAAUGCGCACCUACCAGCCAAACUCAAUGAUCGAUCCCCGUACAAACUCAAUGGUGCAACUUUUCUACUCUAUAUACACGGCCAUGAGACUGACAUGCGCGCCGAUCCCCGACCUUCAAGAGGACGUCAAGAGGACUGGUCCCAAUCGCUCCCACAUUAUUAUGUAUGUGGAGGAACUUUCACUACUUCGUAUAAGAAGCGAAAUUGGGACUGGGGUCAAAGUCAUGAUCAAAGACAACAUCAACGAGACACCAAACAACAAGAAGGGUGCUGUAGAGGUGGAGGAGGAGAUUGCAAUUGCGAAUGUAACUGUUGACCAGAAAUGGCAUUACCUACUUAUAGGUGAUGCCCUCUACGAAAUGGCGCGUCUAUGGAAUGAGUUGUCUCUUCUAUCAAGGUACUCUUACUCUUCAAAGACGCCAAUCAAGAACUGGUGA
Molecule: messenger RNA, 450 nt
Organism: Acaulospora colombiana
Lineage: Eukaryota; Fungi; Glomeromycota; Glomeromycetes; Diversisporales; Acaulosporaceae
Source: the annotation of a GenBank genome assembly